Molecule: messenger RNA, 959 nt
Organism: Colletotrichum phormii
Lineage: Eukaryota; Fungi; Ascomycota; Sordariomycetes; Glomerellales; Glomerellaceae
Product: short chain dehydrogenase reductase
Exons: 3
Coding region: 73-903 (276 amino acids)
Cellular component (GO): intracellular anatomical structure
Molecular function (GO): oxidoreductase activity, acting on NAD(P)H, oxygen as acceptor
Source: RefSeq, a predicted model, not a curated record
CAUCACCGUUUCACCCUUGUCAUCAACCCAUCAACAACUUCCAAUUUCCCUAGACAUAACCCGACAUUGAAAAUGGUUCUUCCAAGCCACCCAGGCCCGGCAGCGCCCGUGAUCUCGCACUUCGACUUGUCCGGCAAGACGGCCAUAGUCACCGGCGGAACACGUGGUAUCGGCCUGGAAGUCGCCCGCGGACUCGCCGAGGCCGGCGCCAAGGUCGCAAUCACAUACACCAGCACCAACCCCGCAGAAGCCGAUGCCACGGCCGCCAAACUAUCUGAAUCAGGCAACGGUGUGCUCGUAAAGGCGUACAAGUGCAACGUCCGAAACAGAGCCGAGGUGGAAUCCGUCAUUGAGACGGCAACGGAGGAAGUUGGAGGCGGGAAGCUCGAUGUUGUCGUAGCAAACGCCGGAAUCGCGGACCAUAUCCCCGCCAUUGACUAUCCCGAGGACAAGUUCCGUGAUAUGCUGGACGUCAACUUUCACGGGGCUUUCUGGACUGCGCAAGCUGCUGCCAAGGUCUUUGAGAGGCAGCUGAAGGGUGGCAGUGAUGGUCGUGGAAGCAUCAUUUUCACAGCUUCGGUCUCCGCCAUAUUGGUGAACGUUCCGCAGAAGCAGGCGGCGUAUAAUGCCAGUAAGGCGGCUGUUGUGCACUUGGCUAAGUCGUUGUCUGUGGAGUGGGUUGACUUUGCGAGAGUGAACUGCGUGUCGCCUGGUUUCAUUGCAACGGACAUGCUUUCGGUGCAUCCCGAGGAGUGGAGGAAGAAGUGGUUCUCCAUGAUUCCCGGUGGUCGACUAUGCGAGCCUGCGGAACUGAAAGGAUCUUACGUCUAUCUGGCAAGUGGUGCGAGUAGUUACAUGACAGGCGCAAAUCUGGUUAUUGAUGGCGGAUACACAUUGCCGUAGAUGAGACGGGUUAGAGAUUCAAGAUAUUCAAAGAAUAAACAAAACUCAAAACGCUG